UGAAGUAAGCGGUACCACGGACCUUGAAGCUGGAAGCCUGUUGUCUGGUCCUGGAAUUGUUCUCAACACAUCAACGAUCGCAAACUUCCGUCAUUUUAGCUAUCGCCACUUCAGAUGGCUGCCAGGUGCUUAUUCUCGAACACUAUAUAAUGUGAGUCAAAUCGAGAUGGGAAAUAUUGACAUCCCCUCCUCCCCUCCCCCAUUGUUAAUCCUUUGCCCUCCCAUCCCUACAUUCCAUUGUUACGAAUAUGGACUGCACGAAAUCAGAAAACACUAUUCGGAAUAAUGAGCUCGAUCCUGGAUUAUUGAAGACAUCAAGUUCAUCCGCCCUCGACUUCAAGCACGACGAUUCAGGUUCCGAGUCGGAGAAAGUCCCGCCCCACCAACUACAAGCUAUCUCUCCGAAUGCAAGGCUAGGAAACCCGACCACAUGGAAGAACAAUACCCAUCCGCAGUGGUGGCGAGAUCCUGGUCUACGUCGUAACGUAUUUUGGAUUGCCGUGCUCUACUUCGGGUUCUUCACCUGGGGAUAUAGUACGGCCUUGCUCAAUUGCCUUCAACCCCUGCCGCAGUUCAAUGAAUAUUUCCAUAAUCCCUCCGGCGGAAGACUGGGUAUAAUAUAUGCCAGCCAGUCCUUACCGACAGUGAUACUCGCUCCAGCAAUUCCGUGGUCGAAUGAUUUCCUAGGCCGAAAACGAACGAUUUCGAUUGGGAGUUUGAUAGUGAUAUCAGGAACUAUCCUCGGAACACUUUCGAGAACUACGGCAAUGCUCAUAGCAAGUCGCGUCAUUGUCGGUCUUGCACUACCCUUUAUGUCCGUGGCGUGUGUCUGUCUCGUCAAUGAACUCGCGCAUCCCCGACUUCGUGGGAUAUGCGCCACAAUCAACAGCUCGAUGUAUUUCGGCGGUGUCAUCGUCGUCUCGUGGCUCACUUUCGGGACUCUUCAUUGGGAUCAGUCUAUAUCGGCUAGCGAGAAUAAUACCUCCGCCUAUUCAGGAGAUCAAUGGGCUUGGCGCCUGCCUAUACUCUUACAAGCACUCGGACCUACGAUCCUCCUAUGCUUCACCUCUGCGUCCCUUCUUCCCGGUCCUCUCUUAUCUUUACUACACAACAGCAAAGGAACCCAAACCCGUGUACGCCCACGUUCAGCAUUCGCCGUCCCGGAAUCCCCUCGGUGGCUUGUAGCACAUGGGUACAUACACGAAGCCCAUUCGGUGUUAGCUCAAGCUCAUGCUAAUGGGGACAUGCAAGACGAGUUGGUUCUAGGUGAAUUGGGCGAGAUCCAAGAUUGUUUGGUGAAAGAGAGGGAAGAAGCUGUUGGAAAGGGCAUGUGGGAGGGGUGGAAAGAUUUAUGGAGGACUGAGGGGUUGAGAAGACGGAUGCUGGUUGUGACGAUUAUCGGUGCUGGAUCGCAAUUGAAGGGAACCUCUGCCAUAGCAAGCUACAUCACCCCGAUCCUCAACCUCGUUGGAUUUGUAAAUCCAGACAAAAUAGCCAUCAUCAAUGCUUGUUUGACAACUUGCGAUUUCAUCUCUGCUAUUGCCGGUGCUCUAUGCGUUAAUUCCGUCGGCCGAAGACCUCUAUGGAUUAUCUCAACCGCUGGUUUGCUUGUAUGUUUCGCGGUCAUGACCGCUCUCGCAGCUGUUUUCGCGCAAAGUGCCUCCAUGCCCGCCGCCUACGCAUUCAUCGUCGUCCUCUUCAUCCUCCGCGUCUUCAACGGAAUGGGUUGGUCCCCGUUAACACAUAAUUACCCCGCGGAAAUCCUCCCGUACUCUAUCCGAGCCCGCGCGCUCUCGUAUUUCACGUUCCUCGAAACGUCGGUGUUGGCGUUCAAUCUGUGGCUGCAUCCGGUUGCGUUCCAGCAUCUUGGGUGGAGAUAUUUUCUUGUAUUCGUUGCGGUCCUUUCAGCGCUUUUGGUCGCGAUAUGGUUUUUGUUCAUCGAGACAAGAGGCCGCACCAUCGAACAAGUAAGCUUGUUAUUCGAUUUAUCUCCUACCGAGCGGCGCCGUCGAAAUCAAAUCCUUUCUUCUCCGGAUCUUGAAGAUGGUGGUGAUAUGAAGAAUAGAAACGACUCUGAGAAGAGUUCAAGUUGAUGAACUAUUACAUGAAAGAAAGAGCUCUCGGGGCGGUAUAUAUAGGGUAGAGUAUAUAAAGUAUAUAAAGUAUAUAGGGUAUAUAGUGUAUUACUAGGCUGUAG
Lentinula edodes (shiitake mushroom) is the source of this 2197-nucleotide messenger RNA. RefSeq names its product major facilitator superfamily domain-containing protein. The coding region runs from base 249 to 2093 and encodes 614 amino acids. NCBI's taxonomy places the organism in Eukaryota, Fungi, Basidiomycota, Agaricomycetes, Agaricales, Omphalotaceae. The record is from RefSeq and is a predicted model, not a curated record. Gene Ontology annotation, cellular component: membrane. The transcript is spliced from 12 exons. Gene Ontology annotation, molecular function: carbohydrate:proton symporter activity. Gene Ontology annotation, biological process: carbohydrate transport; transmembrane transport.